AUGCCUUCGUAUAUUGAAAGCCUGGACCAAAUAGCUGACUGGUCAGUACGUUAUAACGGCAAAGGAAAUCCAUUAGACUUCGUGGAAAGAAUAGAAGAGCUAUCAGAAAUCUAUGACAUCGACUUAAAUAUAGUCCCAAGGAUGAUGACCAUACUCCUUAAAGAUUGGGCAGCAAUGUGGUACCGUAAUAACAAUAAACGUUGGACCCUUUGGUCAAGCUUCAAGGCAGACUUUUUAGAAUUUUUUCUUCCAUAUGAUUAUUACGAAAGAUUAGCAGAACUUCGUACAGAGCGAGUUAAAACAAGUCGAAGUCAGGUACAGGAAGCGAUCAGUCAUCGCCUGAUAAGUAAACACUCAGAAGCGACGUCAUUACCAAAUACCACGAAAUGUAUGCCAACUACAAGAACAGGGCAGCACGUUGAUUACAGUGUGAAUCUGGAGCCACAUGGACCACAAAACAAGAAAAGUUACCAACAACAGAGUAGUUUCAAAGUUAAGCAAACAACAAUACGAAUAAACACCAUUAAAACGGCAACGACACCAUUAUUAUCCAAGUCAACCAUGAUACCAAGCAUGCAACGGCAAAGUAAUCUAGCUCAACUCUCAGUAACAUCGCAAGUAAAUAUGCAGGAACCACAACCUCUACAUUGUUCGAAACUCAUCAAAGAAAGUCCGAAAGUCCAACCACAACAGGAUGUAACGCGAAAAGAACCACAACCCGUCGAAGAAAGUCCACAGGUGCUAGACGCACAACCACACUCAGUACCACUACAGGGAAAACCACAAAAGGAGGCAAUUCAUAAAUGCAUCGUAACCCCUCCACAGAUUUCAACGUCUCAUAGGGAAAGUCCAGAAGUAUGUUAUCAACAAGCAUAUGCACAACAAUCGCUAGUUAACUACAAUCAGAAUACGCAACCACGAGAGCAAAAGCAUCAACUCGAAGAGCAUGACUUAUCAUCACGUCCAGCACUGCCACAACAACUUGAGCCGCAGCCGCCAUCUUCGGUUAAUCAACCACAGUCACCACGAGGAGCACCACCAAGAGAUAAUCACCAAUCUGGUCAACCAUCAUCUUCGUCAUCAACUACAUCGCUACAGAGGAAUUCUACUAUAAUACAGCCAGUAUCGGAUAAUCGUCAUGUACAACUUACGAAUUCAUUAGGUCCAUUAGUUAUCAAUGUUUCAGAUAGUAAACUUAACACGGAACUACCAAGCCAGGGAACUCAAGCAAAGGGUACAAUCAAGCAUGACAGUCAACAAGAACCAUGGUCACCACAAGAGAAAUUGAACGUCAUUAAACCAAGCACAAAAGGAAACAAGCCAGAGAUUUUCGUACAACGUCUAGGUACAUUUAAACGAAAGGAUGACCAUCCUCAGUUAGCACGAGUCUCUGCAGGAUACGCUGAAUCAUUUCUUGCACCAAUGAUGGACAAGCAUUUAAAAAUUGAUUAUGUUGUCACUGGUCAUGCCUUAGGGUAUUUCAUCAACGUUUUAUUGUGGAAUGCCAAAUGGAAUAGUACUGCGAAGGCACUUAAGUGGAUUUUAAUUAAUAUGCGGUAA
Teleopsis dalmanni is the source of this 1560-nucleotide messenger RNA. Its product is annotated as transcriptional regulator DEF1-like. The record is from RefSeq and is a predicted model, not a curated record. The coding region runs from base 1 to 1560 and encodes 519 amino acids. The transcript has 3 exons. Lineage: Eukaryota; Metazoa; Arthropoda; Insecta; Diptera; Diopsidae.